Molecule: messenger RNA, 1178 nt
Organism: Sinocyclocheilus anshuiensis
Lineage: Eukaryota; Metazoa; Chordata; Actinopteri; Cypriniformes; Cyprinidae
Product: protein IWS1 homolog
Exons: 6
Source: RefSeq, a predicted model, not a curated record
CGCACGCAUGCGUCUCGGAGCGGCGACACUAUUUUACAGGAAGAAAGCAAAACAGGGACAGUUACUGACAAUCAGUAAUAAAUCAACAGUUUAAAUAAUAAAGAGCGCAUGUGACAAACCCGGAAAGAUAAAAGAUCCCCGCUGAUCCACAGAAAAACCGGGUUCCGAUACUGCAGCUCAGCGUCUGUUUUGGGUUUAUUGUUGUUAUUGGGUGUGUGUGUGUGCGUGUUCGGGUGAAACUGAAGCGGUUCCGUCCACAGUCCAGAUGGAUGGAGACGAGGAGAUCCGCUCAGAUGAUGGCAGCGCUACUCCAGUUCAGGACGAGCAGGACGAGGCCAGACCCGGAUCACGACAGUCUGAGGAUGAAGGCAGUGAUAAUGACAGGAGGUCUGAGAACGCAGACAGCAGCUCGGAUCACGAGGCUCGUGGAGGAGGAGACGCGAGCGAUUCAGAGCCCGAGCCGCCGCGGCCUGCAGACAGCGAGGAGGAUGAGGAGGGCAGCUCUCCUGUGAAGCGAAGAGCGAGCACCUCAGACAUGGAGGAGGAGGAGGAGAAGAAGGAGAAAACACACCCUGCCAGCGACUCCGAGCCGGAGGAAACGGAGAAGAGACGCAGCCCCAAAUCAGACGCGGCCAGCGAUUCGGACGAAGACAAACCCAAACAGAAAACUCUGAGAGACUCUGAUGCAGAAGAGGAGGAGGAGGAGGAGGAGGAGGAGGAGGGAGGGAGGAAGCAGAAGGAGAAGGGAAAGUGGAAAGCUGUGAUGAACUCAGACAGUGAUGAAGAGGAGGAGAGACCGAAACAAGAAGCAGGAAGUGAUGAGGAUGAAGGGCCCAAACGACGGGCUCUGGCCAGUGAUGAUGAUGAUGAUGAUGAUGAAGAUGAGAAGCCUGUGAAGAGGAAGAAAGCCGUUCUGUCAGACAGUGAUGAAGAUGAGGAGAAAGAGGUGAAGAAGAGCAGGCUGGUGUCUGAUGGUGAAGACUCCGGCAGUGACGAAGGCUCAGGAGCUCCUGAUAAGAGUUUAGCAGCUAAACUGAAGGAGCUGGGCUCAGACAGCGAGGAUGAGGAGGACACGAUGAAGACGGAUGCAGGGAAGAAGGACGAGAAGACUCUGUUCGGCAGCGACUCCGGCGACGACGAGGAAGAGUCAGUAACGCUCUUCAUCUCUCUCUCUGCCU